GUUUAAUAAAUACAAACUGUUGCCAGUGCCUGAGAAUGCAUAUCAUUUACCCUGAUGAAAUCUACCAUGUGCUAAAUUACCACUACCAGUAAUGAUUAUGAAUACGGUGAAGUAGCCAUGAAAGAAAAUAGUGCUGAUAAUGAUUCUUGCUAUGUGGAGAGGAAUACCGAAAUGGAAAGAUUGGCACACCAUGAAAAUGGAGAAAAAAAUAUUAAAUUGGAUGAUUUUAUUUCCAACACUAAAUUUGGGUGUCUUCAUCUUCGAAUGUUACUCACUACUGGAGGGGCAUACUUCGCCGUGUGUGCAGAAUUAGUGGUGUUCGUUUUUCUGAGUCACCCAGUAAAAAAAGAAUGGAGCCUGGAUAAGUUCAUUUUCCCCCUGUUACCCCUGGGGGGUGGCAUUGGAGGCAUCGUAGGGGAGUGCACGUUUGGAAUUAUCAGUGACAAGUAUGGCAGAAAAUGGCCAUUCGCUGCUGCCGUUUCCAUUGUCGCUCUGUUUGGAAUAGCCUCAGCAUUUGCACAAUCAUUCCUAGUCCUUGUUGUCUUGCGUAGUUGUGUGUCUAUUGGUAAUGGGGCAGUUUCAUCAAUUGUCUUUGCUUACCUACUUGAAUUCCUUCCCCAGAAAAAUCGUGGAAAAUGCAUGGUUGGUGUGACUUUCUGUGGGGCACUAGGAGCUGUGUUUGCUGGAGGAAUGGCAUGGUGGUUGCUAGAGAACUACAGCUGGAGACACUUUGUGGCUGCCUGCACAGCACCUGCAUUUAUUGUGUGCCUUGCAGCAUUUUGCCUGACAGAGGAAUCACCAAGAUUCCUGUUCAUUUCUGGUGAAGAAAUUGGAGGGAAAAGAGUGCUGCAGAAAAUGAUUACUGAACCUUUAGCUUGGCAAGGUGAAAUAGAGUGCUCAUCCUCAGAGAAACGUGGUCGGAUUUCUCAGCUGUUUUCACCAGGAACUAGAAAGAAGACCAUCAACAUUGGUUUGAUCUGGUUUCUACAGGCUACAGGUUACUGGGGAGUUACCAUCUACCUCCCUGAAUACAUGGGAUCGCUGGGAGUGGAUCCAUAUUUUAACAUGUUUACUGUAUUCAUAGGAGAGCUUCCAGGACUAUGCUUAGCUAUGAUAAUGAUAGAACCCUACAUGUUGGGCCGUAUUCGAUGUUUACAAGUAUUUUCUUUAUCAACAAGUAUAUCCUUGCUUUUAUUUGCUUUUGUAGGCAUUGACUUUUUGAAAGCUGUUUUUGUAAUAGUAUGUUAUUUCUUUAUGGUGCCAAUAUAUUCAAUAUUAAGCACUUUUACACCGGAAGUGUAUCCCACUCACAUCCGUAGCACUGCCAUGGCUACAAUGUACAUGAUUAUUGAGAUUCCAGGGUUGAUUACACCCUUUGUUGGGGAGUAUCUCCUUUCUAGUAACAUUACAUGGCUAUACCCAGUGGUAUGGGCAGUGGUCUUCUUACUUCAGAGUCUGGCUAUUUGUGGACUUCGAUCCGAAACAGCAGGCAAGGCAUUAAAAGACUCAGACAAAGAAGCAUUAACAAAGGAAAUGGCAGAAACUGCCAUCAAUUAAGGAUGAUUAUAGUUUAAACAAGAUAUGAUUAUAAUCUACCGAUUAUAAAGACUUCCAAACAAAGUACUGGCUGUGUAAAAGUGGCUUUUUCUGAUCGAGUACUACUAUUUUCCUCCCUUGACAAAAUCCAUGCCAAUUUUAACUUCAUUUUGAAAAUUUAGAUCACGAAGACUGAUUUUGAAAUUUUUCAAAAAUUCCCUUUUUCCUUCAGUAAAACUGGUAUCACUUCACCUUGAUCCUAGUUUGUAGGUCCCAACAUUCUCUUAUCAUUUUUGAUGAUCGCAUGUCUCUAUCAGUCCCGGUUCUAAAGUUAUACAAGUUUUUAUAAUCAAGGUCAAUGGAAAUACUAGUUUGUAGGUCACUUAUUAAACAUCCUUUUAUCAUUUCUAAAGAUUCCAUGUCUCUAUUGGCCCCAAUUCUGAAGUACCAUAAUAUUCUAUGUUCAAGGUCACUGGAGUCACAUGACCUUGAUACCAAUUUAUAGAUCCCAUCAUCCUUUUAUUAUUUCUGAAGAUCCCAUCUUUUUAUCAGACCUAGUUCUUAAGUAAUACCAAGUUUAUGUUCUAAGGUCAGAGGUCACUUGACCUUGAUACUAGUAUGUAGAUCUUAUCAUCCUCUUAUCAUUUCUGAAAACCUCAUGUCUCUAUCAGACCUGGUUCUUAAGUAAUACCAGUUUUAUGUUCUAAGGUCAUAGGUCACUGGAGUCACUUGACCUCGAUACUAGCUUGUAGGUCCUGUCAUCCUCUUGCCAUUUCUGAAGAUCCCAUGUCACUAUUAGUCCCGGUUUAAAGUUAUACCAGUUUAUAUGUUCAUGGUCAGAGGUCAAGGUCACUGGACCUUAAUACGAGGCCCUGUCAUUCUCUUUUCAUUUCAAAAGACCCCACAAUGCUUAUCAUAUUUGUCAAAUUAUAUCUGUUGAAUUUUGGAAUUAAUUUUUUCCUCAGAGUUCUAUGUUAAACCCCACCCCCAUUUGACACCCCCCCCCCCCCCCCCAAUGUACCCUAACCCCCUUCAAUCUGAGAACAAAAACAUUUCUGCACAUCUAGAUACAUUGGCCUAUCAUAUCCUUAAAUAUCUAUUACUUUCAUCAACUGGUUACGGAGAACGGUGUCGGGACAGUUUAGGUGCAAGGAAGAAGAAGCAAAAGAAUAAUAAGAACUGAGCAAUAACAAGAAGUUUCCAAGCUUCGUUUGGGAGACUUAAUAAAGCAAUUGGUGUCCCUUCAUUGCAUGGGGAAACAUCAACACUUCUGCAAAUGGAAUCUUGGUUCACAAAUAGUCAGAGCUUUCUUAAUCACACCUUAUCUUCAUCACAUGAUAAAGGAGUUUUAAGGUCGCAUCCAAUGUCAAGGUCACAGUGAGGUUUGAGGAACCCCUUUGUGUUGCAUGUUAAAUAGAAUAUGCAUCAGCAGUCUCAACACUGUGACACAUCGAGUUUCACUUGAACCAGAAACUUUAGUGAACUUUUUCCAAAUUCUUGUCAAAAUUAGUCCAUUUUAACACAAGGCUACAAUUUUAAUUCAUAUCCAAGAAACUUCAGGUUGAAUUUAGAUUUAUACGCAUCAAUACGGUUAAUGUGGGACAAUAAUCAAAUGCCAAAAGGUAAGCAUUGUGACCCAGGAAACUCUAAUUUCAAUUUUAGAACAAGCACAGAGGCUUUCUGUGGAAUCAUACAGAUUUGUUGGGGGCCAAAUUUUAUGGAUGAUUGAGAUACAAAUUAGAAAUUUUGGAAUGUAACUCUUUGCAUGACUUUUGUACCUCAAAUCAUGGGAUAAAUUGUGUAUUUUGUUGAAGAUUUAGAUUUGUGGGAAAUUGAGUUCCACAAUAUAACAUGCUACCUAGUGUAAUUAUAAUGUAAACAGAAUUGGACAUCAUAAUAUUGUCAAUCUAAUCAGACUAAAUCUGGGUAACAGAAAUGGCUUGUCCAGAGAGCUAAAGUCAGUUGUGUAAUUUCAUUUCUAAAAAACUAAUAAUCUUGCAUAAAUUCGAACUUGCAGGGAUGAUGCAUCUAUGGAUAAACAUAACUUUAUGAUUUGGAAGCUGCAUCUGACAUGGGAUUUUAGGAUGAGUGACCAUGUUAUAGUUUGUUUUUAGCUCACCUGAGCUGAAAGCUGAAGUGAGCUUUUCUGAUCUCCUUUUGUCCAUCUGUAAACUUUUUACCUUUUUUUACUUGUUCUCCAGAACCAAUGGGCCAAUUUCAACAAAACUUGUCGAAAAGCAUUCUUUGGUGGAGGGCUUUCAAGUUUGAUUAAAUGAAGAGCCAUGCCUCCUUCAAAGGGAAGAUAAUCACAAUAAUGCAGAAAUAGGGUGGUGUGAUUUUAAAAUCUUCUUCUCAAGAACCACUGGGCAAAAAAACCUGAAGUUUACAUGACCCACAGGGGUAGGUUGGAGCCGCAACAGGAGAUCAAAGUUUACAUGCGAAUAUAUAGGUAAAAUCUUUGAAAAUCUUCUCAAGAACCACUGGGGCAGGAAAGUACAAAUUUACAUGAAAGCUUCCUGAUGUGGUGAUUUAAGGUUGUUUAAACUAUGGCACCCGGGGGUAGGAUGGGGCCGCAAUAUGGGAUCAAAGUUUUGCAUGCAAAUAUAAUUUAAUUUUACUUGUAAAACAAAAUUUUAUUGGCUGAACACUGAAAAAAAUUUGUUUAUAUUGUAUAAUGUAACUUAGUAUGGGGACACGCCCCUUGACAACACAGAAUAGCACUACUCGUUUUAAAAUUUCACAUUGUAGCAUCGUUAAGUUGUAUGCCUUCUAUGAAAUAGAAAAUCAACAGAACAAACCGUGCAGAGUAACAUACCUUUCUUUGACCCUUUUCUCAAUAUUAAACAAGGCAUACUUUUUUUUUUUACUUAUAAGUGCACAAAACAUUAACGGUAAAACAUCACCGGAUACUAAUUCUGACACAAUGAUAUCACUUUCAUAAUAAUGGUAUAAUAUAUAAGUACUUGCAACUUUGCGGUUUCAUUAUAAAAUAUAUUUUCACUUGAGGGAUUAUUACAUUAUCCACUUAUCAAAGCAUAUAUUGCGUCACGUAUUACAAAAUGUACAUGUACUAGAUGACGUCACGCCAAAUCAAUGACAUGUGGAUCGCAUUCUGUGAAUUGUUUACAUUUUACUGUCUGAUUUAAUAGGCGACAAUGCUGAAUACAUAAUGGUAAGUUAUAAUUAAGUUGAAAACUUUUAUAAAGUCAAGGAACUGCAAUUCUUGUAGUAUUUUUUGAUGUAUGAUGUAUUUUGUGUGAUGUUGGGUUUAGAUUUAUGAGAACAAAAUAUACCCGUAGUAUCUGUUGGAUCAUCUCAAAAGUCGGUCUUGCGCUGUGCAGUAAACAUUAGGUCUACAUAUGUAGCUUACACAUAUCUUCUCUAUUUUGUAUAAAUGUAGACUUGUACAGUGUAGAUUUGUCUUUUUACAUUAGAUUAUAAGGAAUGAAGCUAAUUUUGACCUAUGUUAUACGAUAUAAUGUAACUUAAUGGUGCAGUUUACACUUCUUAUAAUCUGCUUUGUGGGAAAAUCUUUAAAAAUCUUCAACUAAGAACCACUGAGCCAGAAAUGUUUAAAUUUACAUGGAAGCUUCCUGACAUGUUGCAAAUUCAAGUUUAUUAAAAUCAUGCCCCCCUCCCCCUCCCCCCUGGGAAAGGGUGGGACCACAAUAGGGGAUCAAAGUUUUACAUACAAUUAUAUAGAGAAAAUCUUUAAAAAAUCUUCUCAAGAAGCAUUGGCCAAAGAAGUUUACAUUUACAUGAAAGCCUCCUGACAUAGUGCAGAUUCAAGCUGAUAAAAUCAUGGCCCCCAGAGGUAGGUUGGAGCCAAAAUAGGGAUCAAAGUUAUACAUCUGAAUGUAUAAAGGGAAAAUCUUUAAAUAUGGGUCAAGAUGACUCAGGUGAGCGAUGUGGCCCAUGGGCCUCUUGUUUUAUUUUUGUUUUUGGUUGGGUUUUUUUUUUUUACAGCUGGUGAAAGUUGAAAUGGUGCAUUUCUAAGAAACUAUGAACCUUACAUAAUCAAAACUUGCAUGGAUGCCCUCAACCAUUCAAGAUUCAGAUGCUGCAUCUGAUCUAUAACUUCUGGUUGAGUACACUAUUGACCUUCUUUUUUUAAUCAGUAUUAAAUCUAAUUUCUAUGCAGUUCAAACUUGCAUGGGGAAUUCUCAUCAAUUUCAAUUUUUACUAAAAAAAAAAAAAAAAGUAAGGCCACAGUUUUUUAAUUUAUUGGUUUACGGAUUUUAAAAAAAUAAUUUAGGGUCGAUCGGGAGAGAAAAAUAAACAUUUUUUGAUAUCUAUCGUUGUUUUAUUUUCAAUAAGUCAUUAACAUCAUUUCGUGGGUACAAAAAAACAACAACAUGUAUUAAAUAUUAGUUAAAAAAUUCUUUAGAGUGACUAAGUAUGUUAUGAAUUUUGAAAAAAAAUGCAAUUUCAAAUUCAGUGUAUAACUAUUACAUGUAUCUAUGUUACACUUUGGUAGAACAUAAGCUGAGAAUGUGUAAGGUCAUGCAUAUCUCUUUGAUGUUGUAAAGUAUCCAGUAUCUAUACUAUGUUGUUCAGUAAUUUUGCUGUAUUGCUCAAUAAAGAGUUUACAUUUACAAAUUGUAAAUAUAAGAAAAAAAUAAUAAUAUACGCACUAUUGCAAUUUUAUGUAGUAAUUCCAUUUUUAAUUUCAGAAUGUUUAUGCUCCCAUGAAAUAAUUUUUAACCCCAUUUUCCCCACAUAACCAUGCCCAUGGAAUUAUCUACCACCUUAUUGAAAGAAAUGUUUCUUGUUUUUCAUGUUUAUUUGAUACUUAAAUUUUUUCCACAGUGACCACUACACAAGGUAUACUAAUUUUCGAGAAAUAUGCAUACCUUUCUGAGUUUCAUCUGGGAAUUAGUCAUGUUUUUUUUUUUACAGGCGUUCAUUAUACAUCUGUAAUAUCAAAAGCAUCCAACAAUUUCUCACACUGUUCUAUUCCCUGUUCGGAUUUUUGACAGCAGAGAUGCAUGUACAUGUAUUCAAAUACAUUUAUUAUGACAUGUACUGCUGUGGUAUAAAGUCACUCGUAAGAAUAAUCUAACUGCGUAUCAGUACAGGCCCUCACCACACUCAAACCGGGUCUGUAGGACAUAAUCACUUUAACGAUGGAACAUCGUAUCUAGUAGUAGUAAAGUCGUUAACAACUGUAACUUCCUCUCAUCUUUAAACACCCAAAUAGCACUGCAUUUCGUGUUAUGUUAGCAGCAAGAAUACCGCCAAUUGUAUGAAAAAUCUUUAUUUCUAUCAAAUUCUUUUUUUUCGUCAUGAAUGCCAUCUGGCAUCUGUUUCGUCGACUUGAACGAUAUAGGUAUUGUUACUGUCAUCAUGGCCAUAUCUGUGUUUACAUGGUUUUUCAAAAUACAGUAAAAUAUCUCUAUCUUGAAGUCCGAGGGACCUCAAAAAAACUUUGAGAUAUCCGGGGGUUCGAGAUAUCCAAAAUCGAUCUUGGAUAUUUUUUAAGGAGGAUAUUUGAUGCAUAGUAUUGGAUUUGCAUUAUAAACAAAAAACCCGUUGCUGUUUCUUAUAGUUUAAUACAAGUUGAUAAAUUAAUAUUGUGGAAUUUCAAAGACAAACAUUUCGGUUUUUUUAAUCCAAUUGAAUUCACAAUGUGUUUCAAAAUUAAGAUGAUCGUGCCUGUAUGCUUACUUUAAGUUCACUGAUGUCCAGGCUUGACUGGGAUGUAGUUAUUGCGUUGUAAUGAAAGAACCUAUCAUGUAAGAAACAAAAAAGACAGAUUAAAAAACAAACUUUUAAAUGUUUAUUAAAUAAAUUUUCAUGUUUUCUCUGCUCUAGUUUUAAUGAUGAAGUGUGUAUUAUUAAAUGCAUUAUCGUUAUAUAGAGCAUUAUUUUCAAGCGUAUUUCGACGAUUUUGUGCGUUUAUCUAACCCAUAUGUUAAUGAUAGAGCUUGUGUCAUUCAAAACACCAUUCCUGGAAUCGGUUGUGUUAGUUUAUAAUUGGCAGUGAACUUUAGCCGUAAUGUUGGAAGGCUUCACUAAUUACCCAAACUGUUGAACCAUUUAUUGCGACCUGGGUCUACUCGGAAAAGGCGAACGUGGAUUAGCAGUCAUUCAUUAUAAUUGAUGUAGCCGCGGGUGUGAAUGUGUGACUUAACGACGCCAGGUAUGGUAAGCAGAGCAGAAAAUUGACUGUACUUCGAGAUAAACCAGGUGAAUUUAGGGUAUGGGAUCUUGAAAAUACUUCGACAUAAACGGAGUAUUCAAGAUUACCAUGUUCGAAAUAUCAGAAGUUUUUUUAAUCAUUUAUAUAGGAAAAACAGCCGGGACCGGCGGUCGACUUCGACACAAGCGGGGUAUUUUAGAUAAACCAUAUUCGAGAUACAGAUAUUUUACUGUACGGAAUAAAGAUUUUUGCAAAACGAAUAGUGAUUACCAAUACGCAAUUUCCGAGUUGCCCACUAGUUCUUUCCCUUUGUGGAACUCUUACGCACAGUGAGACACAAAACAUACUAUCGUCCACACGCGGUGGGUACAAAUGCUUAUCGCUGCCUUCAUAUAUUGCCUAAAGGCCGAAUAUCAGACAUUAUGCAACCAUCCAAACUGCAGGGACACACAAUAAUAGUAAGUUUACGUAUCUAAUAAUAAAUUAGCUCUAACAAAAAUCGAUAAUCACCAUUUUUCUUUGAUUAAAAUAUCACUCGUGCAGAGGAGGAAAUAAGAAAUAAUUUCAUAUUUAAUUUGAUGGCCUAAUUCGAACAAAUAUUGUUCUUGAUAUGGUCAUUUUAAUGUAUUACAACAGCUGAUAUAAACAAAAUUUACAUUUUCAUUACUUUUAUCUGUAUUUACAUAGCUAGUCUAUAGUAUAUGUAUACAUCUUGUACCUACUCAAGCGUUCAACAGAACACUGAACGUACCUCCAUCACAGAAGAGCUGAUAUCUCAUAAGUUGCGUAUUACAAAUCAAUAGGUUUGCGUUUCACGAUUUUCUAUUCAAUUGAAAAUGCAUUUUAUUUUUAUUUUCGGUUUGACAUGUUGGGUAGAAUCAGCAGAAUUAAAUUUUAUUUUUUUUUCCAAUUCCCCAGAAAUUAGGGUCAGUGGAUCCGUAUACCAUAUGAAAUAAAAAAAACUGGCCUAAUAUAAAAUUAACUCCGUUGAAGUGUAAUACUAUGAUUCCAUUUCAGUUAACAUAAAUGAUGAAUCUCAUUGAUAAAUCACAUUAAGGAAGCUUAAUUUGUUGCAUUAAUCCUAUACAUGACGUACUGCCCUGCACAAGUUUCGUUUAUCCAGCGAGAUAUUCUAAACAACUUUCAUUAUGGAGAUGUUCAGAUUUGUCAGACCAAUCUGGUAGAUCUUUCUUAGGUCCUAUAAAAAACAUUGGAUUGUCUGUCUUGAAGUGCAACGAAAACAAGAGAUGUUUGUAAAACACAUAUGCCCCCCAUGGUGCAAAAUUGAAAAGGGUUAUACACGCACAUCAUUUAAUUGAUAGCAUCAUCAAUUCAAAAUAUUGAGCAGACAAUAUCUUCCUAUGUCAAGAAUGAAUUGACCAUGUGACCUAAAAAUAAAUAGGGGUCAUUGACUCCUUAUGCUGUACCAGUGUGCCAAGUUUGGUGUCAAUCAAGCAAAUAAUUCUUAAAAUAUAGGAGACAAUAUAUUACUAUGUCCAGUUCAACUAUUGACUUUUGACCUCAAAAUCAAUAUGGGUCAUCUUCUCCUGAAGAUGUACCAGUGUACUAAGUUUGAUGUCUGUCAAGCAAAAGGGUUAUCAAGAUAUUGAGUGGACAGUAUAAUAUAUGUCCAGUUUGACCCUUGACCAUGUGACCUCAAAAUCAAUAGGAGUCAUCUUCUCCUGAAUAUACACCAGUGUACUAAGUUUGAUGUCUGUCAAGCCAAGGGUUCUCAAGAUAUUGAGUGGACAGUAUAUUCCAAUGUCCAGGUUAACCCUUGACCUUUAAACAUGUGACCUCAAAAUCCAUAGGAGUCAUCUUCUCCUGAAGAUAUACCAGUGUACCAAGUUUGAUGUCUGUCAAGCAAAGGGUUCUCAAGAUAUUGAGCAGACAUUAUAUUACUAUGACCAUUUUGACCCUUGACCUUUGACCUCAAAAUCAAUAGGGGUCAUCUUCAGAGAUGUACUGGUGUACCAAGUUUGAUGUCUGUCAAGCAAAGGGUUCUCUAGACAUUGAAUGGUCAGUAUAUUCCUAUGCCCAGUUUGACCCUUGACCUUUGACCUCAAAAUCAAUAGGGGUCAUCUACUCCUUAGGAUUUACCAUUGUAGUUUGAUGUCUUUCAAACAAAGGGUUCUCAAGAUAUUGAGCGGACAUUAUAUUCCUAUGUCCAGAGUAGAUUGACCCUUGACCUUUUGACAUGAAAAACAAUAGGGGUCCUCUUCUACUAAUAACCAACCCACAUAUGAAAUAUCAUCAUCAUCAAGUGAAUGGUUCUCAAGAUAUUGAGCGGACAACAUGUGGUCUACUGACCGACCGACAGGUGCAAACCAAUAUGCCCCUCUUCUUGGAAGGGGGGCAUAAUAAUAAGCUUAAGGUUAUGGCAUCUCUGUAAAUUUGAGUUUUUAAACUUUUUGUGAUUUGGAAAUUUUGACACUGAUAAUAAAAGCCAGAUCAGUAUAGAUUUCUCAUUGAUAUAAUUAACAACCAUAAUUGUAUGCACAUUCCAAACCUUUAUGCACAAAAAAAAUUAGAAGAUAUUGAACAUAACUCAUAUCUCAUUCUACUUUAUUUUGAACAUCUCUGGCACAUCAUUCAAAUAUAACAAUUUUUUUCAUAGUGAAUGUAAACUGCAUAAUUUUAGGAGGAUCUCAACUUUGUUUUGUAUCAAUAAUUUAUUUUGUUUUUCUUUAGGAGUCAUUUCAUAAUCUGUGUUUAAAAUAUUUAAGUGCUUUAGCAUGGUUGUUUUGCUGAAACAGAAAAAUUGGUCAAUAUUUAGAAAUAAAGAUAUUUGACUGUG
Ostrea edulis (European flat oyster) is the source of this 10475-nucleotide messenger RNA. Its product is annotated as synaptic vesicle 2-related protein-like. Gene Ontology annotation, molecular function: transmembrane transporter activity. The record is from RefSeq and is a predicted model, not a curated record. Gene Ontology annotation, biological process: transmembrane transport. Bases 118 to 1557 code for a protein of 479 amino acids. The transcript is spliced from 3 exons. Gene Ontology annotation, cellular component: membrane. NCBI's taxonomy places the organism in Eukaryota, Metazoa, Mollusca, Bivalvia, Ostreida, Ostreidae.